Messenger RNA from Hypomesus transpacificus, 2425 nucleotides. It is a transcript of the gene nr5a2, whose product is annotated as nuclear receptor subfamily 5, group A, member 2. Gene Ontology annotation, biological process: hormone-mediated signaling pathway; tissue development; regulation of transcription by RNA polymerase II. The transcript has 7 exons. Gene Ontology annotation, cellular component: RNA polymerase II transcription regulator complex. Bases 589 to 2166 code for a protein of 525 amino acids. NCBI's taxonomy places the organism in Eukaryota, Metazoa, Chordata, Actinopteri, Osmeriformes, Osmeridae. The record is from RefSeq and is a predicted model, not a curated record. Gene Ontology annotation, molecular function: RNA polymerase II cis-regulatory region sequence-specific DNA binding; nuclear receptor activity; zinc ion binding.
UCCACCAAGUCCGAUCUUACGCAAAGGAGGGGCCGGCGUGUUUUUUUGUCAGCGAGCCGAUAGUUACUGACAGUUGGCUAACUCCACUUUGUUAAGACCGGUGUCAAAGACUUGGUUAGCGCAGCGGGAGAUCAUCCACAAGCCGAAACCUCACAAGAGGCUUCACGGUCUAUUAAUCCGUUUAAUUCAUCGCUGUCCGUUCCGACUUCUUAUCAUUUAGAGACGGAGACAGAGUCAGAGACAGAGAGAGAGACGCUUCUCGCAACCUGUGCACAACUCUCCACAGCAAGACAUUUUCUAUAUUUAUAGGUUCUUCACCAACCGUAUUCACUUUUAGUCCACGUUUGAGCACUUUUAAAAAUGAAUUUGCGUCGCGCUCGACGUUUCAGCCUACCCAACGGGUAUGUAGCCGUUUGAUAGCAGUUUAAAUCGAGCGAACACGGUUAAGAUUCGAAGGCUCUUCACCGGAUUUAAAAGGACAUUUGUGCGGCUUUGUGAACUUGUGGUGUGGUGUCCCGUCCCGUACUGUCCCGUCCAGGUGGCCCACCGGACGGAGCUGAGUCUCCCGCUCAGCCCAGCAAAGCUGUCAUGCUGCCCAAAGUCGACACGGAAUCUCUGGGACUCGCUCGAUCGCAUGGGGAACAAGGGCACAUGCCAAGAAAUAUGCAAGCUGCCCAGUAUAAAAUGAUGGACUACUCUUAUGACGAAGACUUGGAUGAGAUGUGUCCCGUUUGUGGAGACAAGGUUUCUGGAUAUCACUAUGGACUCCUCACCUGUGAAAGUUGCAAGGGCUUCUUCAAGCGCACGGUCCAGAACAACAAAAGGUACACGUGCAUCGAGAACCAGAGCUGUCAGAUCGACAAGACUCAGAGGAAGCGCUGCCCGUACUGUCGCUUCCAGAAGUGCCUCACCGUCGGCAUGAAGCUCGAAGCCGUGAGGGCGGACCGCAUGCGCGGCGGCCGCAACAAGUUCGGCCCCAUGUACAAGCGCGACCGGGCCCUCAAGCAGCAGAAGAAGGCGCUGAUCCGCGCCAACGGCCUCAAGAUCGAAGCCAUGACCCAGGUCAUGCAGGCCGUGCCCACCGACCUCACCCUCUCCUCCGCCAUCCAGAACAUCCACAGUGCCGCCGCCAAGGGCCUGCCCCUGAGCCACGCGCAUCACGCCGCCCACACCCACCACCACCACCACCACCACCCCCACCACCACGCCCCCGGCCUGCCCCCGACAGACUACGACCGCAGCCCCUUCGUCACCUCGCCCGUCAGCAUGGCCAUGCCCCCGGGGCACGCCGCCGCCAGCCUGCAGGGCUACCAGGCGGCCUACGGCCACUUCCAGAGCCGCACCAUCAAGUCCGAGUACCCGGACCCUUACACCAGCUCGCCCGAGUCCAUCAUGGGCUACCCCUACAUGGACUCUUACCAGACGGGCUCCCCGCCCAGCUUUCCCCACCUCAUCGUGGAGCUGUUGAAGUGCGAGGCAGACGAGCCCCAGGUGCAGGCUAAGAUCCUGGCAUACCUGCAGCAAGAGCAGGCCAGCCGGGGCAAGCACGAGAAGCUCAACACCUUUGGCCUCAUGUGCAAGAUGGCCGACCAGACCCUCUUCUCCAUCGUGGAGUGGGCCCGCAGCAGCAUCUUCUUCCGCGAGCUCAAGGUUGAUGACCAAAUGAAGCUGCUGCAGAACUGCUGGAGUGAACUCCUCAUCCUCGACCACAUUUUCCGGCAGGUGGUGCACGCCAAAGAGGGCUCCAUCCUAUUGGUCACCGGCCAACAGGUGGAUUAUGCCGUAAUUGCCUCCCAAGCUGGAGCCACACUCAACAACCUGAUGAGCCACGCGCAGGAGUUGGUGGGCAAGCUUCGCUCCCUGCAGCUCGACCAGCGGGAGUUUGUCUGCCUCAAGUUCCUCGUGCUCUUCAGCCUGGAUGUGAAGAACCUGGAGAACUUCCACCUGGUGGAGAGCGUCCAGGAGCAGGUCAAUGCAGCCCUGCUGGACUACGUCAUGUGCAACUACCCCCAGCAGACGGACAAGUUUGGCCAGCUACUCCUACGGCUACCGGAGAUACGCGCCAUCAGCCUUCAGGCCGAGGAGUACCUCUACUACAAACACCUCAACGGAGACGUACCGUGCAACAACCUGCUCAUUGAGAUGCUCCAUGCCAAGAGGGCCUAGAAAAAACUACAAUACCCAUGAUGCACCUGGUCCAAUCACCGGGGGCCCUAGACUCCAUCAGUGCUAACGCCGGCGUCUCUACUCCCUACUGUAAUUGUAGACUUGGAAGAAAAACGCUCAAGCAGGUGAAAGCACAUAAUAAAAAACAUUACAGUACAUUCACACAGACAGGACACAUGAAUACAUCCUUACAAACACGUCAAUCCCUUUACUCUGCAAGUUUCUCUGGCCUUUCUCGGGUCUUGAGGGUGAAAAAAAC